Macrosiphum euphorbiae (potato aphid) is the source of this 291-nucleotide messenger RNA. The record is from the annotation of a GenBank genome assembly. Lineage: Eukaryota; Metazoa; Arthropoda; Insecta; Hemiptera; Aphididae.
AUGCCCAUCGAUUUAAACAAGGCCUGCAGGUGUGCAAACUUUUACGGUGGCGCGGCUACGAAACGACUAAAAACAUUAUACCAUUCCGUGCCGACCAUUACAGUUAAAACAAAGUGCCGUCCGAUUCGAUCCGAUCCGAUUUCGAGUGUUGAAAUGACGGAGUCUAGAAUCCGACAGCACGAAGUCUAUGUUGAGGUGCCGCCGGUCGCUUGUGUGGACUUGCAGCAUAAGGGUACGGAUGCCAAAAUAACAGAUUUGGUGGUCACCGACAAUACUAUUAAGCAAAGAUGA